This is a messenger RNA of Prorocentrum cordatum, 1026 nucleotides long. NCBI's taxonomy places the organism in Eukaryota, Dinophyceae, Prorocentrales, Prorocentraceae. The record is from the annotation of a GenBank genome assembly.
GGCGGGAGGGGGAGGAGAGCGGUUAGUGGCUCCUCGUGCGCGCUUGUCGGCAGCGCCGCGGGAGUGUUGCUCCUUAGCCUCCUGCUGCGAUGCAGAGUAGUAGGAUUUUGCCGAUCUCCAGCUUGGCUCCAGCCGAGAUCCUAGCCGUCGUCUUCUGCUGCUCCGACUAUCGGCACACCAGGAGGAGCGAUGCCUCGGCAGUGGGCAGAUCCGUGGCUGCAGCGGUCGCUGGGUCAUCUUGGGUGUCCGCCGGAGCCCGCGACAGGCCUUUUUUCGGCCAGCGCAGAGGACCAGCGCUCUUCGCGAGCUGCUUCGCGUCGCUUCGUGCCGCGGACCGCCGGGGCCGGCGGAAACACGGGCGCGGAGCGUGUGCUAGGCACUUGGGCUCCGUGCUCUCCGCACCAGGCGCGUCCCGCCAGUCUCGGCCCUCGCGCCCGCGUUCGCUGGCGCUGCCGAUUACAAGUGUACGUGUUUGCUUUGUCGGUCGCCCCUGGGACCGCUUCCACGUCCUCGGGGCCCAGGUCGCUUGCCGUGGCAUCCCCACGCCUGCUCGACCGCAGCGGGUUCGCUCCGACGCCGCCGACCAAAAGGUGGAUGCACUUGGUCGUUCGUAUUUGCGUGCCUCGCCUCCUCCCAGCCAGGGAGACCUUCACAGCCUGCCGACGACGAACGCAGAUAUGCACGUGCUCAGGGUACCUCAUUGGGCUGCCAGGCAGCGAGGCUGACGCCGUGCACAAGGGAUCGUGCGCACGCGGCCGCCCAACGCGUGGGACCUCUCGCACGGCCAAGCUCACUUGUAAAAUGAUGUAUCCGACCACAGGACUCCUGACUCAGCGCGAUCGCGCAACUUCGAUUCGAGCCAUCGCAGCCCACGUGCUGCUCGUGCUGCCAGUCGAAAGGUGGCCGACCGCUGUGUCGGAUCUUGCAGUCGCCUGCCAGUAACUACAGCCUUGUACUCAGGAGCAGCACCCGCGACGUCGGCCGACGACUUUCGAAGCUUGACGCAUGCGGCUUCUCGUGGAUUAA